This is a messenger RNA of Saccharomycodes ludwigii, 723 nucleotides long. RefSeq names its product Nop16p (gene NOP16). Gene Ontology annotation, cellular component: nucleolus. Bases 1 to 723 code for a protein of 240 amino acids. The transcript has a single exon. The record is from RefSeq and is a predicted model, not a curated record. NCBI's taxonomy places the organism in Eukaryota, Fungi, Ascomycota, Saccharomycetes, Saccharomycodales, Saccharomycodaceae. Gene Ontology annotation, biological process: ribosomal large subunit biogenesis.
AUGGGAUCCGUUAGAAAGAGAAAGAUGGCUAGAUCAUCCAUCAAUAAGACGUCCAGGAGAACUAAGGACAAGCAAAGAAAAGUUAAUAUUAAAGGAAAUCCUAUCAUUGCAAAAAAUUGGGAUUAUUCCAAAACAUUAACACAAAAUUAUAAAAGAUUAGGAUUAGUAUCUAAAUUAGAUAAGCCAGCUGGUGGACAGGAAGCAGAUUUAAGCAAAGUAAUUAGGAAGAAUGCUGUUGUUAAGGCUGUUACCAUUGCUGAUGAAGAUAGUUCUGAUGAAGAAGAAGAAGAAGAAGAAGAUGAAAGUAUGAAUGAUAUAAAAGACGAAGAAUUGAAUAGUGAUGGUGAAUUUGAUGAAAACAAAAUUCCUGAGGGCGAGGCCAGAAUUCAACGUGAUAAAGAUGGACAGGUGCUAAAAGUUUUUUAUGGCAAAAAGAAGAUGUUUGAUAUUGACCAGAGCGUUGAAAGUUUGAAGGCAACUCGAGGAGGAGGAGAAAGCACGGAGGUAGUAAAACAAUUGGAAGAGUAUUCAAAUAGACCUAUAGCGCCAAAGAUAAGAAAGCAAAGUAGCAGGGAGGAGGAGUGGAUAGAAAGGUUAUUUAAAAAACAUGGAGACAAUUACAAGAAGAUGGCUUUUGACACAAAAUUAAAUGUCAAUCAACAAACUGAAGCUGAUUUAAAGAAAAGAAUUAUGAAAUGGAAAAAAAAACAAGGUAUCAAUUGA